This is a messenger RNA of Vicia villosa (hairy vetch), 843 nucleotides long. RefSeq lists its product as uncharacterized. The record is from RefSeq and is a predicted model, not a curated record. NCBI's taxonomy places the organism in Eukaryota, Viridiplantae, Streptophyta, Magnoliopsida, Fabales, Fabaceae. Bases 1 to 843 code for a protein of 280 amino acids. The transcript is spliced from 3 exons. Gene Ontology annotation, molecular function: nucleic acid binding; zinc ion binding.
AUGGAUUGCACUCCUGCUCAGAAGGUCAGAUAUGGCACUCAUAUGCUGGCUAAGGAAGCUGAUGAUUGGUGGUUGGAGACGCUUGCUAGGUUGAGUUUUCAGUACUAUCCUGAAGAUGUUCGGGGUAAGAAAGAGAUAGAAUUCCUAGAGUUGACGCAAGGGAACAAGUCUGUGACCGAGUAUGCUGCCAAGUUCACUGAGUUGAUUAAGUUCUAUCCUCACUUUGAUGGCGAAGGUGCUGAAUUUUCUAAGUGCAUCAAGUUUCAGAAUGGGUUACGCUCGGAGAUUAAGAAGGCUGUUGGGUACCAAAAUAUCCGUUUGUUUUCUGAUUUGGUUGACAGUUGUAGGAUCUUUGAGGAAGAUAGUAAUGCUCAUCACAAGAUGGUUAGUGAUAGAAGGGGCAAGAAUCAACAAAGCCGUGGUAAACCGUAUGAUACUGGUAAAGGGAAACAAAGAGUUACUCAUGGUCAGAGGUCUAGUGGGGGAGAUGAUCCUACUAGGAUUGUAUGUUUCAAGUGUGGUCAACCUGGUCAUAAGAGCAAUGCUUGUACUGCUGAUGCGAGGAAGUGUUUCAGAUGUGGUAAGAUGGGACAUGCAAUGUCUGAUUGCAAGCAUAAGGACAUGGUAUGUUUCACGUGUGGCAAAGAGGGACACAUUGGUAGCCAGUGUCCAAAGAAGAAGGCACAAUCUGGUGGAAAGGUGUUUGCUUUAGCUGGGACUCCUACAGCUAGUGGAGACCGACUCAUCAGAGGUGAAGCUGGCGGUGAUUUCGGUGGUGAUUCUGAGAUAACGUUGAAGGCCAUGGAGGAGGCGAAUUACAGUGUUAAUUCUGAAGAUUUUUGA